ACUGUAGGUUAGGUAAGGUACUCCAGCUCGGCGUCAGCACCUUGCAAGCAACUAACUCACGUGUACUGAUAUGUAAUAAUGUAAAAUUUAUCUAGAAUAAAGACUUGUUUCCCUGGUAAUAAUAAUAAUAAGAAAAAUCUAGACAAGUCGGCCACAACAAUGAUCUCCGUGUUUACUAUAUCAUGACAAAACAAAAGUAUUAAAAGUUUGAAAAAUGAAUGCAGUAAUGAAAAGAGUAACUUUCAAUACAGAGCUAGUCCCGUUCAAAGUCCUAGAUGUAAUGAGUGACGAGUGAGGCGAGUGACGAGAGUAGCAGCGGUGAGUGUGUUAGUGUCAUGAUGGCAGCUAAACACAGGAGAGGCGAAGAGGAGCGGCCGGCAAAGAACAAGAAAAAUGCUUCCUCCCACAAAGACAACACCUCCUCCAAGACACACAAGCAGGAGGAGGACAAGAGGCCGUCCAUGGUGGUUGUGCUUGUCUGUGCUUUGUGUAUGGGAGUGGUGCACAGCGCUCACGUAGCCACCAUGUUUGAGAAUGACCGUCACUUCUCACACCUCUCAAAUCUGGAAAGAGAGAUGACCUUCCGCACAGAAAUGGGUCUUUACUACUCAUACUACAAGUCCAUCGUCAGUGCCGACUCUUUCCUCCUUGGCCUGAACCGCUUGAUACACAACAACCUCACAGAGUUUCCAGACGUUAUCAACACACUUCAGCGCUUCAAUCUUUAUCCUGAGGUUGUGCUGGGAGGAACAUACCGAAUCUUUAAUGCAGUGACCACCUGGCUUGGUGUGGAAAUGCGUGAGUGCUGGCAGGUGAGUCGAGGUCGGGGUCUCUCUCCAGUGGUGAGCUGUGAGGGGCUUGGAGAUCCUGUCUAUUGGUACUUGGCAGGAGUGUGGCUAAGUGCUGGACUCACUGCUGCACUACUCUUCCUCCAUGGUACCCUUUUGAGUGGAGACCUGAUGGGAGGUUUCCUGACCACCAUCUGCUUCUUCUUCAAUCACGGGGAGGCAACUCGUGUUCAGUGGACACCACCCUUGAGAGAGAGUUUUGGCUUCCCCUGGAGUGUGGCGCUCAAUGUGGCAGUAACACAGGUCCUGCGUGCACCUCGGCCAGUAUGGACACAGCCUCUCCUGGUGGGCACCCUCUCUCUGAUCUACUUGCUGUGCUGGCAGUUUGCACAGUUUACUACAGUGGCAGUAUUGGGCAUUGUUUAUGCUCUGUAUGCAGUGGGGAUGGUACCUGCCCUGCCCAUGCUGCUGGUUCUGCUUGGAACUUCAUAUGGCUUCCUGAAUAAUGUGGUAUUGCAAUUUGGCAACUCCCUUCUGGUGUCAUCACCACUGGCAGGCUGCCUGCUGGGAGUGUUGCUCCUUUACCUCUUCUUAGAGCCAAUCUUUCAGCAUUUGCCCUUUCCAACUAACACAUUGGCUCAGCUGUCUUUCCUCUUUGUCUCCUGUGCAGCCUGCAAGAUUGAGCUCUCACGCAUUUUUGGUGUGGAGGAUGAUGCACACAUCCUAAACAUCCUUCGUGGCAAGUUCACCAACUACUCAGACUUCCACACACUGCUGUACACCUGCUCACCAGAGUUUGAUCUGCUUCCACAAGAGACCAUUCAGCGGCUGAAUGAGACCUUGCUGCUUCCUGUAGUAGGUCUGGUAAUCUUAGCUGUGUUGGACCAUACUCUGGGUCGUGUCCAUUGUAAUAUGCUACGCCGGUUGGAGGAGGAUGGAGAAACACCUCCUGGUGUUUGGAGUGGCGUGGACCCUGGUGUCCUGUUCAACAUUAUACUGCUGGUUUUUUAUGGGGUCAUGGCAGGUCUGAUAAUGCGUCUCAAGCUGUUUCUGACACCACAGCUCUGUGUUGUAGCCUCCUUACUAGCCUGCAAGAAAUACUGGCGUCUCAUUGAGCGUCGGGAGGUCCAUGUGGCAGUCCUGGCAGUGUUGGUGAGUGGCAUGUGUGUCCGAGGUCUCAGAAAUAUAAGUGAGCAGCAUUCUAUUCAGGGUGAAUAUAGCAACCCUGAAUUGGAGGAGUUAGUUGAGUGGGUGCAAACUGAAACCCACCAAGAUGCAGUGUUUGCCGGUCCUAUGUCUACCAUGGCCAACGUCCUUCUAUCCACACAAAGACCCAUUGUUAACCACCCGCAUUAUGAGCAUGCUGGCCUGAGGGAGCGUACCAAGAAGGUUUACAGCAUAUUCAGCCGGCGGUCGGCUCAGAAUGUGUAUGAGACUUUGCUAUCCAUGCGGGUGAAUUAUGUAGUGCUGGAGGAGUCGUGGUGUAUGAGGAAAAGUAGGCCAGGAUGUGGCAUGGCUGACAUUUGGGACGUAGAGGAGCCUCAGAACAGACAUAAACCCUCCCUUUGUCCACGACUCUUCCAUAGGAACGCUGCGCCCUUCCAUCGUGUGUUUGCUAAUGAUGUUUUUGUGGUUCUACAGGUGCCCUCACGCUAUGUGGAGAUACCCCCACCUAGGUAUCACAGUGCAUAGAACCUCAUGCUUGUGCUACAAAGAUAAUGAGGUUUUCAUAAAAGGGUGUAGAAACUCCACCUUUGCCAUGCGAAGUUCUGCUAUUACUUUUUACCUGAUGGCAGUGAAUGAUAAAGUGUAUGAAUUGAAUUUUGUUUGAUGAUAAGUACUGUAAAGUUUCUUGUAAUAAGUGUAAAUAAUGCUAACAGGUAUAUAGAGCCGUACAAGUGUGUGUGUGUGUGUGUGUGUGUGUGUGUGUGUGUGUGUGUUUGUGUUUAUGUGUGUGUGUGAAUGGGGAAUUGUGUAUAUAUGUGUAUUAUAUAUACAUUCACCUUGCAGUUUAUGCAAAGUUAAGUUGAUCAUCAAUACACAUAAAGAGUAUGCAUUUGAACGGUGUGUUCCCAAAAGAAGUAAUGUUAAUUCCUGUGCUGUUCCACAAACAUGAAUAACUGACCUAGAGGUUUAGAGAUCAAUGGUAUUAUCUCAUACAUAACAGUGUCUGUAACUGAUUUCCAUCUAAGUUCAUGUGGUCUGUUGCUGUCUGAUUUAAAAAUUCUUGAAGUUUUGCUUUGAGGCGUUUCCAUUAGUCACCAUUAGCUGAAAAUGGAAGAAAUAGGUUGUGCCUUGGCACAGCAGCAGCAGGGAGUGUCAGUGACACAUGUGGUGGCUUAUCUUUGGGUGACCCAUGAAGUCAUUUACCAGCCUAAAAACUCCACUGCCACUGGCUUGGGAUGCUAGAAGACAACUUUCCACCAUACAGAGUCUUAGGAAUUUAUAUAGCCUCCCUGAUCUUGUACCUUCUAUGAGUGAGAACAGUGUCAUCACAGCCACCAUUUGUGUUGAAAAAAAUUUAUUAUGAUUUUUUAAUGAAUUUCUGAGAUAAAAUCACCGAAUGAACUAAAGAACAGCCUGUUUAAGUGAAGAAUUGAUCAGUAAAAGAGAGCUUUCUCAGAAGGCCAAGUCAACUUGAUGUUCCUCAGCCAGAUGUUCAGGCAGUCAGACAGAAAGACAGACUGGCAUGCUGAAUGUAUGCACAGCUGAUGCUUUGUAUGGUUGUGGUGUCACACAUCUGUGUAGGAUGUGCAGUGAUGGUGUGAAGGAGCAUCAAGUGUGAUGAUGUCAUAGACUGGCAGGGAGAGUAUGUAAAACUAUGUAAUAGAUAGAUAACCAAUAACUGUUACUUGAUUUUUUUUCUUUUUUAUGUAAGAGAAAAGCUGGCCAAGGGCAACAUAAAGAGAGUUAGCAAAAAAAAAAAAGAAAAUAGAAAAAAAAAAAGGAUAAAUGUCUUGAAACCUUCCGCUAAAAUGAAGUAGUUAUAAGAAGUUGAAAAUUCAGGAGCAGGUAGGGCAUAAUUUACCAGAGAAAAGGUAUGAAUAAUUGAGAGUACUGGUUAACUCUUGCAUUAGGGAGUUGGACAGAG
Messenger RNA from Portunus trituberculatus (swimming crab), 3879 nucleotides. RefSeq names its product probable C-mannosyltransferase DPY19L1. Gene Ontology annotation, molecular function: mannosyltransferase activity. The coding region runs from base 336 to 2480 and encodes 714 amino acids. Gene Ontology annotation, cellular component: nuclear inner membrane. The record is from RefSeq and is a predicted model, not a curated record. The transcript is spliced from 4 exons. Lineage: Eukaryota; Metazoa; Arthropoda; Malacostraca; Decapoda; Portunidae.